Propithecus coquereli (Coquerel's sifaka) is the source of this 1753-nucleotide messenger RNA. It is a transcript of the gene KCNJ5, whose product is annotated as potassium channel, inwardly rectifying subfamily J, member 5. The transcript has 3 exons. Bases 249 to 1508 code for a protein of 419 amino acids. The record is from RefSeq and is a predicted model, not a curated record. Lineage: Eukaryota; Metazoa; Chordata; Mammalia; Primates; Indriidae. Gene Ontology annotation, molecular function: G-protein activated inward rectifier potassium channel activity. Gene Ontology annotation, biological process: potassium ion import across plasma membrane; regulation of monoatomic ion transmembrane transport. Gene Ontology annotation, cellular component: plasma membrane.
GCUGCUCCCGCUAGAGAAGGGAGUGACCGAAGGGGCCGGAGAGUGAAGGGACAGGAUGGCUUAGACACCGCUGCCCGCAGGACCCCACGGCGGGGGAGGCUCUAGACUACAGCUAGCGGCAGGGUAGUGGCCGGGGCUGGAGAGUCCCCUCGGAAGCCCUGAGCCAGCGCUGCGCGGUCUCUAAGGGACCCCCCAGAAGUUAGCAUCGCUGGGACUUGGAAGCUCUGCUCUCAACAAAGUGCCCAGCUAUGGCUGGCGAUUCUAGGAAUGCUAUGAACCAGGACAUGGAGAUUGGAGUCACUCCGAGGGACCCCAAGAAGAUUCCCAAGCAGGCCCGCGAUUACGUCCCCGUCGCCACAGACCGCACCCGCCUGCUGGCCGAGGGCAAGAAGCCCCGCCAGCGCUACAUGGAGAAGAGCGGCAAGUGCAACGUGCACCACGGCAACGUCCAGGAAACCUAUCGGUACCUGAGCGACCUGUUCACCACCCUGGUGGACCUCAAGUGGCGCUUCAACCUGCUCGUCUUCACCAUGGUCUACACCACCACUUGGCUGUUCUUUGGCUUCAUCUGGUGGCUCAUUGCUUACAUCCGGGGGGAUCUGGACCAUGUCGGCGACCAAGAGUGGAUUCCUUGUGUUGAAAACCUCAGUGGCUUUGUGUCUGCUUUCCUGUUCUCCAUUGAGACCGAAACGACCAUCGGGUACGGCUUCCGGGUCAUCACAGAGAAGUGUCCAGAGGGCAUCAUCCUCCUCCUGGUCCAGGCCAUCCUGGGCUCCAUUGUCAACGCCUUCAUGGUGGGCUGCAUGUUCGUCAAGAUCAGCCAGCCCAAGAAGAGAGCAGAGACCCUCAUGUUUUCCAACAACGCGGUCAUCUCCAUGCGGGACGAGAAGCUGUGCUUCAUGUUCCGCGUGGGCGACCUGCGCAACUCCCACAUCGUGGAGGCCUCCAUCCGCGCCAAGCUCAUCAAGUCCCGGCAGACCAAAGAAGGGGAGUUCAUCCCCCUGAACCAGACGGACAUCAACGUGGGCUUCGACACGGGCGACGACCGUCUCUUCCUGGUGUCUCCACUCAUCAUCUCCCACGAGAUCAACGAGAAGAGCCCUUUCUGGGAGCUGUCUCGGGCUCAGCUGGGCCAGGAGGAGUUUGAAGUUGUGGUCAUCCUAGAAGGGAUGGUGGAAGCAACAGGCAUGACUUGCCAAGCACGGAGCUCCUACAUGGAUACAGAGGUGCUCUGGGGCCACCGAUUCACACCAGUCCUCACCUUGGAAAAGGGUUUCUAUGAGGUGGACUACAAUACCUUCCACGACACCUAUGAGACCAACACACCCAGCUGCUGUGCCAAGGAACUGGCAGAAAUGAAGCGGGAAGGCCGGCUCCUCCAAUACCUCCCCACCACCCCCAUGCUGGGGGGCUGUGCUGAGCCAGAGCUGGAUGCAGAAGCUGAGCAGGAGGGAGGGGAUGAGCCCAGGGGGCUCAGUGGGUCCCAUGAUACCAGGGUCUCGGUGUGAGAGCCACACUCUCCUUACAACCUCCCCUCACUGGUUUCUGGGAGCACAGACACUACAUGGGGUGGGAUUGGGGGUGGGGGCACAUAGCUGAGUGUGCUGUUUAGGGGCUGUUUGCAGGGAAGAACAAUAUAUCCAGCCCUCCCAGCUCCCAGCUCAGGAGGUGGCAUCCUGCCUGGAUUCUCCCCCCCCAUGACAUCCUAUCUCUAACAGCAGUGGCCAAGGGGGCCAGGUCAGGAUGAGUUUCC